AUGGUGCAACCAGACGGCAGACAUGUUGCGAUUCAGCACUUGCUCGGUCAGCUCCCAUGCACUGGCAGACCGCAACCUGUUGACUGUGCCAGAGGUGGACAUCAGCCCAUGUCGGUACGUCUUUCCGCCCCCGGAAGCCGAGAGUUGGCAGAAGCACCGCCUGGAGCUGACCCAGGCCUCUCGCUCCUGCACCCUCCUGGAACCGGAGAGCCUUGCUGACAACCUGCUGCCGCGCACCUCCAGCUUCAAUGCUGUCUAUGAACUGCGGGCUAAGGAGGCAGACACCAGGUUCCCUUUUGAGGGGUCCGUCUCUUUCGAUGCUUCCGGUCUGGGCUUGGAUGCAGAAAUGCCCAUCAGCCCUCACGUCAUCAAGAGGAGGCGCGGGGGGCUCAUUGAGCAAAAGGACAUCAUUAAGGCCCAUGAAGCGCACAAGAUGCAGAGCACACCUCAAGCCAAACGGAAAGAGUGGGAAAUGGCUCGCUUUGGAGACGCGGUGCCCGGGAGACUCGGAUCCGGAGAUGGAGGAUCGGAGCGCAGCCGGAAUCGGCAGGGUGGCCCCGUCUCCUCCGGGGGAGUUUCGGCGGCUUUUAAACAAUCGAAAGCCCAAAGGGCCCGGACCAUGGCUCUCUACAACCCGAUCCCCGUCAGGCAAAACUGUUUUACUGUCAACAGAUCGCUAUUCAUUUUUGGAGAAGAUAACGUUGUCAGGAAGUACGCGAAGAAGAUCAUCGAGUGGCCAUAUCCUUUUUAGCCGGUAACAUCUGACUUGAUUCCUGUGUAAUGCCUUUGAACCCAAGGUGUGCGGUUUUUCUUUAAAUGACUUGUGUGAAUGCUUCCAAGGUAUUUGACUUUUCUUACCUAUGCAUGCCUACUGCCGCGGUAUAACUUGAUGACACCUAAAACGUCAACAGUGUUGUGUGGCUUUUAUUUUUAUUUUAUUUUUUUCUACUGUUCUCUAAAUUCAGGGACUUUUUCCACGCCAGUUUCCACCAAAGGGGUUGCACAUCUGUAGCUCUUAUAAAGUGAUUAGGUAAUUGUAGGCGACAGUUGUUCUUUGCGGUCCGCCAAGGGGGUGAGAUGACAGUCGCCAAAGGACGCCAGAAAGUGUCACACUGCAGGAAGCGAGCGCCCCUCGAAAUCCUCCACCCACGCACUCUUCCCAUCUCCGACUGCUUCCUUUACAGAAGACUCCCCAUUUAAAAGAAAAAAAAAGAAAACAAAAAGCCACAGGUUGUCCGUAUCCCGUUUCGGCGUCCAGUGCUGAAAUGCAAGCUCCAUUUCAGCCGUGUCGCUCCGCCGCCCACUUCAGACUCCGCUCCUAAUAAAGCGCUCGUGUUCGAUUCGAUUGGCUGGUUUGUUUAUUGCUGUAGCGCAGCGGAG
This is a messenger RNA of Erpetoichthys calabaricus (reedfish), 1380 nucleotides long. RefSeq lists its product as uncharacterized. Lineage: Eukaryota; Metazoa; Chordata; Cladistia; Polypteriformes; Polypteridae. The coding region runs from base 23 to 751 and encodes 242 amino acids. The record is from RefSeq and is a predicted model, not a curated record. The transcript is spliced from 2 exons.